AUGUCGAUAGAUAGGAUCAGGUGCGCAUCAUUCGCAGUCAGGCAAUGUGAUAUCCACGGGGAGUGUUGUGGUACUUUCCCAUGGGUAGGUAUGGGUAAGGGAAGAAGCGAAGGUGGAGGAGUGGGAAGAUCUGGAAACCAGAUGGAAGACCCAGAGGAUUGGACGGAAGAGGGAAAGAGAGAAAAGGGAAUAACUAGACAAGCCCCUGACGCGGUGACAGCUUUAGCCUUUACCAGCUCCAAGACGAAGAGGAGAAGUUGGGUCCGGGCCGUGGGGACUGAAGAGGCGGUCGACGACGAAGCGGGGGUUAAAAAGGUUCUGAACCGGAGGGACGGCCAGUGGAUGGAUGACAUGGACCAAAGGGUCGAAUUGUUUUUUCCCUUGGGAAUUGACGGCAGAUGCACGACAGAGAGAAUGGGGCAAGUAGGAGGAGUGGCAGAAAAGAAGGCAACAAUUGAGGCGACGCGAAAGAAAAGCCGGAGAAGCAAGCCUAGAGAGGCAAGAUUACCUAUUCAAACAGGACCUCAAGUUGAGUCUGAACUACCCAGUCACCAGUCACUUCCUCUAACUACUUUUCUACUAAACCCAAGCUACCAAGCGCCUAGUAAUAUUAACCCUCUCUGGCCAUUCGUUCCAGUCUCCGUAUUAGCCCGGCCGCUAAGGUAUCCGCGCGAAAUCGGACUCCGUAAUCGUCCUCUGGAACAAGAGUCAUUCAUACCGACUGAAUUCCGGACUUUACCUCCACUUGGGUCACUGAGAGAGGAAUGGUCGAGGAACGGAGACCCACCCUUUUCACCCAAGGAAUCCGAAAAGGAGGUUCAGGGAGUUUCCCAACUUACCAUACACGAGCGGCCCAAGGGGGAAAAGGAACCCUCGAAGGCGGAACCUGGCGGUUCUUGGUUCAUGGUACAUUGCCGAAAAGGUCAAGACGAAAACAUGGAAAUGCACAACAACACUAUCCCCGCGGCUAGAAUGGAGAAAUCUUGGGACAACGAUGGUUUAGGAACAUGCUUGCGGAGUCCAUACCGUAAGUAG
Molecule: messenger RNA, 1035 nt
Organism: Aspergillus niger
Lineage: Eukaryota; Fungi; Ascomycota; Eurotiomycetes; Eurotiales; Aspergillaceae
Exons: 7
Coding region: 1-1035 (344 amino acids)
Source: RefSeq, a predicted model, not a curated record